AUGAUUACCAACACCGAAUCGUCUGGAGAGACUCCGAAUCCGACGGUCGCCAAUACGAGAAAUCAUCAUUCAGACUCGAGCAGUUACACAGAUUAUCAAGAGAAGGCGGAGGCCGAGCAACCACAAACCGGUGAUAAUGUUGGCGCGGAAAGGAGUGGAAAUGUUACAGCUGGCCUACAGGUUGUGGGAGCCUUUUUCUUGAUGUUUAAUUCUUGGGGCGUGGCAAAUACUUUUGGCGCGUACCAAAACUACUACGAGAACGCAUUACUGAAAAAUGAGACACCUUCACGAAUAUCCUGGAUCGGGUCUAUCCAAGCCUUUCUACUCCUUCUCCUCGGUGGCCUUCUCACUGGCCCUGUCUUCGAUGCUGGUCAUCUGCGCGGACUCGUCACUAUCGGGACCGCAGCAUCUAUGUUUGGGAUGAUGAUGACUAGCAUCUGUAAAGAGUACUGGCAGGUAGUUCUGGCACAAGGCCUGAUUGUGGGAUUCGGUUCUGGCUGUAUGCUUCUGCCAAGUGUCGCCGUAUUCCCGCAGUACUUUACGAAACGCAGAGCUCUUGCCACCGGCCUCGCUGCAGCUGGAAGCAGUCUAGGUGGUGUCGUGUACCCAACUGUCUUCCACGAACUCCAGCCGAAAAUCGGAUUUGGUUGGACCACAAGAGUGAUUGCUUUCAUGAUGCUAGGUACAUUGACGAUCCCUAUGACGGUCAUGAGAGCCAAAGUAUUUCCAGCCACUCGGAGACCGCUCUUUGACUUCAAAGUCCUGCGAAAUGUGCCCUUCGUUCUCUUUUCAUUGGGGGAAUUCUUUGGCUUUAUGGGAAUGUACAUCCCGUUCUAUUACAUUACAAGCUACAGCUUAGCCAAAGAUAUCGCGAACGCCAAUCUCAGCUUCUACCUCCUCGCCAUCAUAAACGCAGGCUCAAUCUUCGGACGAAUUGUCCCCAACUUCGUCGCCGACAUCUCUGGGCCCCUCAAUAUCUGUGGACCCUUUGUUCUAUUUUGUGGCAUCAUUGCAUUCUGCUGGACGUCGGUCUCAUCGAUCGGGCAGAUCAUCGUCUUUUGUCUAUUCUACGGAUUUUUCUCUGGAACCUUCGUCUCGAUUACUGGCCCAUCCCUUGCGUCCAUUUUGACUGACAUGUCAGUGAUGGGGACGCAUAUGGGCAUGAGUUUUGCUGCUGCCUCGCUUGGUCUAUUAGUAGGAAAUCCAGUCGCUGGGGUGCUGCUGGACAGUUACGGUUGGAUUGGACCGGCAAUGUUUUGUGGCGCUACAAAUCUGUUGGCGGGCAUAUGUGUAGUGCUUGCGAGAUUUAGUAAGACUGGGAAUGUUUGGGUGGUUAAGGCUUGA
Cadophora gregata is the source of this 1344-nucleotide messenger RNA. RefSeq lists its product as uncharacterized. Gene Ontology annotation, molecular function: transmembrane transporter activity. The record is from RefSeq and is a predicted model, not a curated record. Gene Ontology annotation, biological process: transmembrane transport. The coding region runs from base 1 to 1344 and encodes 447 amino acids. Gene Ontology annotation, cellular component: fungal-type vacuole membrane. Lineage: Eukaryota; Fungi; Ascomycota; Leotiomycetes; Helotiales; Ploettnerulaceae. The transcript has 4 exons.